GUAGACACUUCACGUAACAACUAAAAGCAAUAACUCACACGCAAGUCACUCACAUUCUAAAAAUCCACAUACACAAACACUUUGCUUUUGAAAAUGCCUCCAUUAAAGGACAAACAGUCGCGGAAAGAUCGGAUUCUUCAGUUCAUCCAGGAAAAUCGUGAGUUGAAGCCCGUUGGUUUGACUUCGCCCAGGAAAGAGGAUGACUCCAAGCAGAAGAAACGCGUCACAUUCAUCCAGGCAAAGAAGCCGAGAUCCUCUGGCGGCCAAUCAUUGCCCAAAGUCAAAGAAAGAGAUGUGCAGAUUGGACUGGGUCUCACCUCAUGUCUCAUAACAAAGUCCUCGGAUACAAGAGUAUGCGGCGGUGAAAACAAUCCUGCCGAACGCGAUGUUGGAAAACUUCCUCGCACGGACAGCGAAUGUCGGUUCCAUUCGCCGGGGAUGCACUUUCUCAGGGAACGAAAUGAAAACUGUACUUCCCAAGUUCUCAAGUUAGUUCCUCCAAAACCGAUCCGCAAAGAGCUGAAGAACAAAUGCGACUUCUUUCCAAAGUUUUACGACAAUAGUCCUUUCAAGGAUCAGACCACACAAACGCUAUAUAGGGAGUCCUCUGCACAGACCUUGGCCUAUUUGCCGGAGAUACAAGAGGCUGAGAAGAGUCAAAAGCUUGAGCUGUUCUCUCUGUCUCAGGUGCUGCCGGGAGACAAGCCUCCAGGCCUUCAGGAGGUAGAGAUCCUGGAACGAUCCCGUCGUCGGUGGCUCUUCAGAGAUGCUCUUAAACACAACUUUCAAAGCCUAUUCAAUGAGGCCAGGGAGUUUGAGAUUAAAACCAAGUACAAGCCCAUCCUAGAGGCCUUCGAAUGGGAGCAGUGGAUCGAGCGCGAGGAGUCCAUUCAGGAGUGCCAGAUGAUGCGGCUGGAGAUCGUGAUCAAGAUGUUCAACAAGCGGGAGAAGGAAAUGCACGCCUCUUCCAAUGCCCGAAUUGAGCAGGCCUGUGAGCGGAUUGAGAAGCGCCGUCAGGCAGGGCUGCGCAAGAACGAGAUCGAGUACCAGCGUGGCAUGCGGCGCAUAACCAUGCAGCUGGCCAAGACCUCCCGGAAGUGGGAGAAGCAGGACACGCUACUCGCCUUGGGAUCGCCCUGCUCCGAGUUUUACGGACCCAUGAUACGCCAUGGGGUGGACCCGUCUCGACGCAACUUCGCCCCCACCACCGGACACAAGGCAUUCGAUAUGAGGAUCGACGAUCUGGAAAAGAAAGUCAAUAUGAAGAAUAUUCAGUGUCCAUUUAGAAAGCUUAAGGAUUGGUCGACGCCCAAGGAAUACGUCAGGGAGUAUGAGCAGAACUUCUGCAAUGACGACAACCUCCAGAAGCUUUAUGAGUCCUUGAAAACUCUGAGAACGCAACAAGACUUGGCAAGGGAAGCUCCUGAGUGCCUUAAGACGCGAAUCCAACGAGAGGCCGUUCCAUUUGACAGUGGUGAUUCGUAUGAUAGCUUCCGUUUCACUGGGCAAUACGACAGCAGAAAGGCUAAAUCAUUAACUCCAUGGCAUAAAAAUGAAACAAUGCCGAAGCCGCCCAAGUCGCCCUUUAAAAGGAUUGAUGAUACGGACCAGGAGAAAUUCGAGACCAUCAUCAAAACGUACGAAGGCAAUUACAUCGGUUGGAUUAUGCAAUUUCUAGAUGAUGAAAUGACACGACUCAAGGAGCAGCGUAAGCUGCACUUCUUUUCUAUCCUAGCUCAGAAAGAGCGCUGGCGCCGCGAAGCCCAGGAGGCUGGCAUCCGGCAGAAGGAGAACAACGUUCGAUUGCUAUACGAGGAGUUGUUCCAGAACUGCAACUCCCUCCACCAGGAGCUCUCCAAUGCGUACAUAAAAGGGAUUUUAUCAACGGAUGUGAAACAUAUCGUUGGAAACCUAGCUGAGCAGAAAACUACUGAAGAUGCGAUGAAAAUAGAUGAGGAUAUCGAACGGUGGUUGGAGAGCUUUAAACUUAUCCAGAAUCCAUUAACUUUUACCCCACUAAGACUUAUGCUUCGCGACAUGGUAUCCCCGAACAUGGAUGCUGCUCUCAUACACCACGAGAAGUUUCUGAUUUCCCAAUACAUAGUGGAGGAGGUGAUCUUCGACAAUGUGUGGAAGCUCCUGGAGCCCUUCGACAUAGCCACCACCUUGAGCAGCGACCUCAUUGAUCGCCUCAUCGACAACGACCUGUACCUCUUCUCCACGGACAGCGAGAGCGAUACCGACCACAAGCCGUCUUGGUACGAGGCCCGUGCCAUCAUUCGUAAGUUGAUACGUCAGUCAGUGCCUGGAAAGCGCUGGAAAGAGGAAACUGAGCGGAUUAUUAACGGCAUAUACGAAGAAAUGUUGGACAGCAUCCUCGUUGAAUUGAUUCUUAAAUGGCGGGACCCGGUCGCAGGGUUCGAGUAUAAUGUAGUCGAGUUCGAGUUUGAAGAUAAGUUGCUUAUUAAACCUCCACAAGUAUUUGAAGAUCCCACCGGAGUCCUAAGGAAGAGUGCUUCGGGAAUCGAUCUCUUGGCUCUUGGCGAGAACGAAACCAUUCCUAAUCCCGAGCUUGUUAAUGUGGAAAGUGACCAGGUUGUCGGUGACGAACGUUUAUUAAGUGUUUUUGAUCUGUCAAAAGCUCGUAAUGAUGAUGACAAUGUAGAGUCCAUGCUUAAAGAUAUCGGUUCGCGGUGUCAAAUUAACUAAUUCUUUAAAGGUAUUUCGAAUUUUGCUAGCAAUAGUAUGUCUUUUAAUAAUAUCUUAUAUAAUAUGAAACAAAAAAAUACGUUUAUACACAAACAA
Molecule: messenger RNA, 2805 nt
Organism: Drosophila ananassae
Lineage: Eukaryota; Metazoa; Arthropoda; Insecta; Diptera; Drosophilidae
Product: cilia- and flagella-associated protein 91
Exons: 3
Coding region: 94-2709 (871 amino acids)
Source: RefSeq, a predicted model, not a curated record